GUCCACUUCCCCGCACCGUUCAUCGCAUCCUUCGCGUCAAUCAUGACAUUCUCAACUCAUCAACUCACUUCACUCUCUGUUGACUUGUCCCUCGGUCGUCACCUCACACCACUUUGUUUUCCUUCUUACCAUCCGACUCAACACGGACAUUGACUGUUCACUUCUCUCACGUUCCAACGACCUCUGCCCACAAGCGGAUACAGAAUUGGGGGCCGAAAAAGGAACCAACGUGUCGAUGUCCUCAAACCUCACUUGUCUCCCUUCUUCACACACGGGCAACAUGGAGGCCGUUACGACUACACUCUUUCCGUCGUCUUUCGGAAGCCCGCUGGGCCAAUCCAACCACUCGGGAUCUCUUCCUGUGGAAGAGAGGUUCCAUUGAUUCCGUUGCUGAGAAGAGCAUCAUCUCACGCCCAUCAUCACCAGACCCAGAGAGAUGCCCAUCGCCUAUUCGUUAUGCCGCGUCUGUUGUCGGCCGUUCGACCCCUCAGACGACUUGCCUGUCCAGCAAACAGGCGCAAGCGCUCGCCUCUCCCACAUCAUGGGACACCCAUUCCACCUCCUUGCCAUUAGCAGUUGGGCCAAGGAACCAGGGAGCCAGGAAGCCAGUGAGCUAGGGAGCCAAGAGUCGAGACACUGUCCUCCUCUGCCACACCGGGUUCGACAGAUUGCGCCCCAAGGUACCCGUGGAUGGCGCCCCCGGGUGUCGUGCUUGCAAUACCGUUCUCACAAAGUGCCAUCUGCACUGUUGGCCGAGUCAUCAUGCUCUCCCAAUUGAUGAUGGUUCUUCUUGUGUACGGAUGGGUGCCAACUCCAAACUGAAGAGGCACGUCUCUUAGGAAGAGCAAAGAGGGAUAUCCAUGAGUUAACCAGCUGUCUAUCCCCUGCGGAUUGGCUACCGAACAUGUCCGUCAUGGCACGUUCUUGACAGGGCAAUGAGGUCUCGGGUCUUCUUGACCAGACCCUUCCCGCGCAACGGAGACCGAGGAGGCUGCAUGGGGGCCAUGGGCAUUGCUGUUGCUAAACCCAACAGAGUCUCUAGCCAACAUUGUCCCUCGCGAGCUCGCACCAACCAUCCCGCCAGGGAUUCAAAAGGGGGGGG
Neurospora tetraspora is the source of this 1102-nucleotide messenger RNA. RefSeq lists its product as uncharacterized. Lineage: Eukaryota; Fungi; Ascomycota; Sordariomycetes; Sordariales; Sordariaceae. The record is from RefSeq and is a predicted model, not a curated record. The transcript has a single exon. Bases 437 to 778 code for a protein of 113 amino acids.